This is a messenger RNA of Colletotrichum spaethianum, 486 nucleotides long. Its product is annotated as tryprostatin B 6-hydroxylase. The record is from RefSeq and is a predicted model, not a curated record. NCBI's taxonomy places the organism in Eukaryota, Fungi, Ascomycota, Sordariomycetes, Glomerellales, Glomerellaceae. The transcript has 3 exons. Bases 1 to 486 code for a protein of 161 amino acids.
AUGGAUCGCAUUAAGGAGAAAAUGAACCAGCUCCGUCUGGAGGCCGACGACAACGCCGCCAAGGUCGAGGAGCUUCAGGCCAAGGUCAAGUCGCUGGAGCAGGAGAACCUGUCCAAGGAGCAGGAGAUCACCUCCCUCCAGCACAAGAACGGCCUGCUCGAGGGCGAGGUCGAAAAGCUCGAGACUGCGGUUAAGGACUUCAAGAAGGCUGCCGACGAGAGCACUAGCACUGGCACACAAAACGAGACUCUUCAGCGAAGACUCCAGCUCCUCGAGGAGGAGGCCGAGGAGGCGGACAAGACCCUUCGCGAAGCCAACGAGAAACUCCGACAGACCGACGUCAAGGCCGGCCACUUCGAGCGCAAGGUCCAGGCUCUCGAGGCGGAGCGCGACCAGUGGGAGUCCAAGUACGAGGAGAUGUCCAAGAAGUACACGGCGGUCCAGAAGGAGCUCGAGGACUUCCAGAACGAGAUUGGCAACAUCUAA